Messenger RNA from Scomber scombrus (Atlantic mackerel), 2375 nucleotides. It is a transcript of the gene ttpal, whose product is annotated as tocopherol (alpha) transfer protein-like. The transcript has 6 exons. Bases 68 to 1177 code for a protein of 369 amino acids. The record is from RefSeq and is a predicted model, not a curated record. Gene Ontology annotation, molecular function: phosphatidylinositol bisphosphate binding. Gene Ontology annotation, cellular component: membrane. NCBI's taxonomy places the organism in Eukaryota, Metazoa, Chordata, Actinopteri, Scombriformes, Scombridae.
CGGCUGUGCUUUUUUUUUUUUGGGUCGCUGCAGCUGUUUUUGAAGCCAGUUUAUCCCCUGCCAAUGGAUGCUCAUAAAAGUCGCCAACAUCUGUCCUAGAGGGUUAAUGUUAAACGCAUUUUCGGCUUCACCCAGUCAGUCCAUGGCCGAUCAGCAUGAGUCCAUCGAUCUCAGGUCUCCAGAGGACCCAUCAGCAGCUGCAGAGCACAGCUGGUUCCCUGGACCCCCUCCACCCAUCUACUCCUGCAGUCUGACCCCCGAGCUAGUGGCCAAGGCACGGGAGGAGCUCCAGGAGAAACCAGAGUGGCGUCUCCGAGAUGUCCAAGCACUGAGAGACAUGAUACUGAAGGAACAGCCCAACCUCAGGACGAGGCUGGACGACGCCUUCCUCCUGCGCUUCCUGCGGGCCAGGAAGUUUGACUACGACCGGGCCCUGCAGCUGCUGCUCAACUACCACGCGGGACGUAAGGCCUGGCCAGAAGUGUUCAAGGACCUGAAGCCAUCCACCGUGAAACACGUCCUGGACCUGGGCUUCCUCACGGUCCUGCCUCAGCCGGACCCCAACGGAAGAUACAUCCUCUGUCUCCGUCCAGGAAAAUGGAAACCGAAUGAUUAUCCGUUUGUCGACAAUGUGAGGGCCAUUUAUCUGACUCUGGAGAAGCUGAUCCAGCCGGAGGAGACGCAGGUGAACGGUCUCGUCAUCUUGGCCGACUACACCGGAGUGGGCAUGUCACAAGCAUCCAAUCCAGGCCCGUUCCUUGCCAAAAAAGUUGUGAGCAUCCUCCAGGAUGGGUUUCCAAUCAGAAUCAAGGCUGUUAACAUAAUUAACGAGCCCAGGAUUUUCAAAGGCAUCUUUGCUAUAAUUAAGCCUUUUCUGAAGGAGAAGAUGGCAGAGAGGUACAUCCUCCACGGCUCAGACCUGCGCUCCCUGCACCGGAGCAUCCCUCGCUCGGUUCUGCCGGAGGAGUACGGCGGCACCGCGGGCCAACUGGACAUGGGCGCCUGGUCGAGACUGCUGCUGGACUCCGAGGAGGAAUUUAUAGUGGAGUUCUGCCAGCCGGAUCCACUAGAGGGUGUGGUGCUCCCAGACUCCAUGCUGUUAGAAGGCGAGCAGGCCAGCGGGCAGGACGACGACGUCUUCAGGGGGCUGCGCUCUCAACUCUACUACUGCUACUGAUGCACACUGUAGAUAACACUCCCAUCACUGAGAGGACAUUUGCUGUUUCAUCUGAAACAUGUGUGUAGACUUUUACAGGGCAAGUUGCCAAUAUUAAACGUGAUUUAUUUUACUAACUAAGCAGCACUACUAUAGAUGGAUAGUCUUUAGUUUACACUUAGCCCAGCAUUCAAUCAUGGUUCCAAGGCAGCUGCAGGCUCUGGCAAAGAGGCUUUUGACACAAGCCCAUGCCCCUCCAUGAAUUUAUUUUAGUAUUUAAUAUUUUCCACUGAGGAGGAAUGCUAAAAAUAGUCUUAUCAAACUCACAUCUCUUCAGUUUGUUUAGUAUCUGCAUACCGACAGUCAGUCGUAUAAUGGCCAUUACUGCUCUGUCUGCAUGGUUUUAUCUCCCUACAAUACGAUCAAAAGAUUGAGACAGUUUCUGUGUACAUUGCAGUCUAAUACAUUGCCUUAAAUUGUUAUUAAUCAGAUUUUUUUCCGAGGGAAGCGUCGUAAAUCAUGUUGGAUUUGUGUGAACCAAAGCAAUACUCGUGCAUUCUCAUCAGGACUCGUAUUACAUAAUAGUGCAUCUACUUUAUGGUUUAGUAAAAUGGACUUAUUGCUGUGGCUGAAAGAAUAAUGUAAUAGAUUUACCUUUUAAGUGUUGUUGCCGAAACUCAUAUACGAUAUGUCAGGGCCUUUGUUUAGAUGACGCUUUAGUUUUCUCUAGCCUGAAUCUCUGAGAGGAUUAUUUUUCUAAAUUCAGAUAAUCUGCCUUAUGCUUUUUUUGUUUUUUUAUGUUUUAUUUUGACCUGUUUGCCUGUGUCUCAUCACGCAGUCUUAACGCAGGGCCAUUACUGAUCACAGUCACAUUGGGAGGAGUUGUAGUGAUAGGAUAUUCAGUACUGACUUGAUUGACACCCAGUUUGCCAAAUUUCCCACCAGGCCAUGUACAGAAAUGUGCAAUAAGGUUGGAUCUGUUUUCUUGCGGCAGCCCGAAGCUCUUUUAUCAUGUUGAGUCUUUUUAUAUUUUUUAUUUUGUGCACGUCUGUUACUGUAAAGCUGUUGUCGUGUCGCAGGAUAUUAAUUGUUGAUAGUGAAGACAGUAAAGUAAAACUGAAAUAGAAAAGCUCUGUUUGUGUUUGUUUGUGCUGCGGAUGCUGUUGUUGGCAGAGGAUGAUGGUAUGCUGUGUGCUCUUGGGAAGUUGCGGGUAUUUUC